This is a messenger RNA of Pungitius pungitius (ninespine stickleback), 1323 nucleotides long. RefSeq names its product organic solute carrier partner 1a (gene oscp1a). The record is from RefSeq and is a predicted model, not a curated record. Lineage: Eukaryota; Metazoa; Chordata; Actinopteri; Perciformes; Gasterosteidae. Bases 155 to 1288 code for a protein of 377 amino acids. Gene Ontology annotation, cellular component: cytoplasm; plasma membrane. Gene Ontology annotation, biological process: transport. The transcript is spliced from 10 exons.
UAUUUGUUAAAGGUGGCAAUUCAAAACGGGAACCAUCAGAUAAUGCAUUUUUUAUUGACCUGAGUGUGUUUGAUCUGACAGGUUCAAACGCUUCCAGCGCCUACGUCGGCACCAGCUUUUGCUUGCGAGUUAAUCCCUUAUUUGUCUCAGCAAGAUGUCUGUGAGAACUCUCCCCCUGGUUUUCAUUAAUCUGGGUGGAGAGAUGCUUUACAUACUGGACCAACGCUUACAAGCUCUCAACACGUCUGUGGACAAUUCAGAAAAAGUCAUGACUGACAUUGUCGGGGCCAUGUUUAGUAAGGACUUAAUGGAUGAACUUCUCAAACCGCAGCAGCUGUAUUCUCACAGGACACUGAAAACUGUGCUCACUCGGUUAGCACACACCUCCAUCAUGAGGUUGAGCCAGGCCAGUAUGGACAAACUUUACGAGCUAAUGGUCAUGGCGUUCAAGUAUCAGGUCUUCCUUUGUCCACGGCCUAAAGACUUGCUGCUCAUCACGUACAAUCACAUAGAUACCAUCAGAGAAUUUGUCCAACACACUCCGGUGGUUGUGAACCAAGUGGACGAGACACAUAGGAAGGUCAUUGAGGUGUACUCAUCUCUGUCAGAGGGGGAAUUCCAGCUUCUCAGACAAACACUGCUCAUAUUUUUCCAAGACUUACAUGUUCGCGUGUCACUUUUCCUCAAAAACAAAGUCCAAAAUCCCAACGGACGUUUUGCCCUCUUGGCAUCUGGCCCAGUGCCUCAUGGAAUUGAUGUUCCAGGGCUUAUUAGGAUGUUUGACAGAAAGGGCAGAGAAGUGAGACGUGGCGAGUUCCCCACAGGAGGAAGUUACACCAGCCCCAUCAGACAAGGGUGUUUUGAACUGCAUGGGGACAGAGUCAUCAGCCUGGGCAUGAACAUAUACAGCGGGAACCAUCCAGAGGAGACAUACAUAUCCAAGCCUCCUUCUGUCAAGAAAGAUGACGCUCCCAACCUGCUGGCCAAGGAGGAGCUCAAUCUGCUGGCUCGUCUGAUGGGCAGCAUGAAGGCCGAGGACAUACCCGAAACCGAAACUGCCUUUCGGAUCAACCUGUUUACAACUGACGGAGAGGAGGGGGGCACGGAAGCUUCAGGAGGAGCUAAGCAGUCCUCGUUUGAAGUGAUAAAUAUUCAAGCAAUCCAGGAUGAACAGGCUGCGACUCAGCUGGCCCGAAUCGCGGGACAGUUUGCCGAAGGAGACGAGCUGCCUGAAAGUCUCAGCACCAACAAAGGCGCCGACCUGCUGUCCUUGAUGGACGACCUUUGACCCAGUUGUGUCAUUUCAACACUUCAUCGCUUUUA